AUGGAGGACGAGACAGACGUUGAUUGGGACUUCUGGGGCAAUCUGAUCAAUGACUACGAGCGCGUGGCCAAGGCCGAGUCGCGCAAGUUGGCGCGCCUGGUGCAUGUGGGGAUUCCGCGGGCCAUCCGCGGCACCGUGUGGCAGCUGAUGACAGGCGCGCGCAACGACGCUUCGCUGGGCGACGCGUUCCGCGCGCUGGUGGACAAGGACGCGGACCCAAAGAUCGAGAAGCUGAUCCGCCAUGACCUGGCGCGCACGUUCCCCAAGCACGCAUAUUUUAAGGACGCAGGCGGCGCAGGGCAGGAGGGUCUGUACAACGUCCUGCAUGCGUAUGCGCAGUACGACGCCGAGGUCGGGUACUGCCAGGGCCUGUCGUUUAUUGUGGGCCCCUUGCUGCUGAACAUGCCCGACGAGGAGGCUUUCUGCGUGCUGGUCAAGCUGAUGUUCACAUACGGCCUGCGCGGCCACUUCUUGCCCAGCAUGGACGAUCUGCAGCUGCGGCUGUUCCAGUUCGACAGUGUGUUUGUCGAGGCGCUGCCGUUGCUGAGCCGCCAUUUCGCGCAGCAGGGCGUCGACUCGACCAUGUUUGUUUCGCAGUGGCUGAUGACUUUGUUCGCCUACCGCCUGCCAAUGGAUCUGACCAUGCGUCUGUUUGACGUGGUGUUUGCCGAGGGUCUGGACUUUUUGCUGCGCGUCUCCAUCGCCGUGCUGCAGCGCUCGCAGACCCGCCUUCUGAGUCUGCAGUUCGAGCCGAUUCUGCAGUACCUGAACGAGGGCCCGCUGUUCGCCUUCUACGUGCACGCCUCCAAGGCGCAAUUGGUAAGGGACGCCAACAAGAUCACUGCCGUCACCCCCAAGGCCCUGCAGAAGCUGCGCAAGCGCUAUAUUGAGGAGGCCGAGCGCCGCCUGGAGGAGGAAGAGGAGGGCGCCAGACUGCGCCACGAGAACGAGGAUUUGGCCAAAGAAAACAGCCAUUUGCAGCAGAUGCUGCAGCAGGUAUCUUUGGAGCACAGCGAUUUGGCCGGGCAACUGGCCGGACUGCAGCGCGAGGUGCAGGAGCGCCGGAGCCAGGAGACGAGGCUCGAGGAGAUGGUCCAGAAGCUGGAGACCCGGCUGGCCGAUGAGCGCGGGCGUGCCGAGACUGCGCUGCGGGAGGACAUGGAGAGGCUGGCAGAGAAGAACCUGCAGCUGACCAUGAAGAACCAGCAGCUGGAAGACAGCAUGCAGGACAUGGAGGAGGCAUUGGUGCAGAUCAAAGUUCUGUAUGCUGAGAGCGAGAACCAGCGCGAGCUGCUGGCAAAGCGCUUCGAGGAUCUGCGCCGGGCGCUGAAGUAA
Messenger RNA from Linderina pennispora, 1335 nucleotides. Its product is annotated as RabGAP/TBC. The transcript has a single exon. The coding region runs from base 1 to 1335 and encodes 444 amino acids. NCBI's taxonomy places the organism in Eukaryota, Fungi, Kickxellomycota, Kickxellomycetes, Kickxellales, Kickxellaceae. The record is from RefSeq and is a predicted model, not a curated record.